AUCAGGACGGUCUCAUUAAGGUGAACAUGGAGAAGUUGACAUUCUUCGCUCUGUCAGCUCCAGAAAAACUCGACCGCAUCGCCGCAUACCUGUCAGAGCGCCUGACCAGAGAUCUGAACCGCCACCGCUACGGGUACAUGUGUAUCGCCAUGGAGGCCCUGGAGCAGCUGUUGUUGGCGUGUCACUGUCAGAGCAUCAACCUGCUGGUGGAGAGUUUCCUCAGCACACUGCGCCUCCUGCUGGAGGCCGACAAACUGCACCUCCACAUCCUCGCCACCAACGCUGUACGUACUACACGAUGUACAGCGCGCAGUACUACACCAUAUAUGGCACACGGUACUAAACAUUAUUUGUAA
Molecule: messenger RNA, 356 nt
Organism: Thalassophryne amazonica
Lineage: Eukaryota; Metazoa; Chordata; Actinopteri; Batrachoidiformes; Batrachoididae
Product: protein EFR3 homolog B-like
Exons: 2
Coding region: 27-356 (109 amino acids)
Biological process (GO): protein localization to plasma membrane
Cellular component (GO): plasma membrane
Source: RefSeq, a predicted model, not a curated record